Menidia menidia (Atlantic silverside) is the source of this 15877-nucleotide messenger RNA. The record is from the annotation of a GenBank genome assembly. NCBI's taxonomy places the organism in Eukaryota, Metazoa, Chordata, Actinopteri, Atheriniformes, Atherinopsidae.
AUGGCUGACGGAGGAGAGGGCGAGGAUGAGAUCCAGUUCCUGCGAACAGAUGAUGAGGUGGUCUUACAAUGCUCGGCUACAGUCCACAAAGAGCAGCAGAAGCUCUGCCUCGCUGCCGAGGGCUUCGGGAACAGACUCUGCUUCCUCGAGUCCACCUCCAACUUCAAGAAUGUGCCUCCAGAUCUGUCCAUCUGCACAUUUGUGUUGGAGCAGUCUCUUUCAGUCCGAGCCCUUCAGGAAAUGCUGACCAACACAGAGGAGAAUGCUGAUGGGACGGCCCAGGGUGGUGGGCAUCGGACCCUCCUCUAUGGGCAUGCCCUCUUACUAAGACACUCCCACAGUGGAAUGUACCUGUGCUGCCUGUCCACAUCCCGCUCAUCCACAGACAAACUGGCUUUUGAUGUGGGGCUGCAAGAAGAUACGACAGGUGAGGCUUGCUGGUGGACCAUCCAUCCAGCAUCAAAGCAGCGCUCAGAGGGAGAGAAGGUUAGAGUGGGAGAUGAUCUCAUCCUGGUCAGCGUGUCCUCUGAAAGAUAUCUGCAUCUCUCUUAUGGAAAUGGAAGCCUCCAUGUGGAUGCAGCCUUCCAGCAGACUCUGUGGACGGUGGCCCCCAUCUGCUCGAACAGUGAAGUAGCACAAGGUUACGUCAUAGGGGGAGAUGUCCUGCGCCUCCUUCACGGACACAUGGACGAGUGUCUGACCGUUCCAUCUGGGGAGCAUGGGGAUGAGCAGAGGAGGACGGUGCAUUAUGAGGGGGGGGCGGUUUCCAGUCACGCAAGGUCCCUCUGGAGACUGGAGACACUGCGUGUGAUGUGGGGUGGAAGUCAUAUCCGUUGGGGUCAGCCUUUCCGACUCAGACAUAUGACCACGGGGAAAUAUCUGAGUCUGGCCUCAGACAAGUCUUUGCUGCUGAUGGACAAAGAUAAAGCAGACGUUAAGUCCACUGCCUUCUGCUUCCGGUCAUCCAAGGAAAAAUUGGACCCAGGCGUGAAGAAAGAGAUUGAUGGAAUGGGCACUCCUGACAUAAAGUAUGGCGACUCCAUGUGUUACAUCCAGCAUGUGGACACCUACCUCUGGCUGACCUACCAGACCGUUGAUGCAAAGUGUGCACGCAUGGGGGGAGUGCAGAGAAAGGCCAUCAUGCACCAGGAGGGUCACAUGGACGAUGGGCUGUCCCUGUCCCGGUCACAGCACGAGGAGAGCCGCACGGCUAGGGUCAUCCGAAGCACUGUCUUUCUCUUCAACCUAUUCAUCAGGGGUCUGGACACUCUCAGAAAAAAAGGAAAGUGUCCAAAUUUGAAUCUUCCGAUUGACUCGGUUAGUCUGAGUCUGCAGGACCUAAUCGGCUACUUCCAGCCACCUGGAGACAAUUUGGAGCACGAAUAUAAACAGAACCGCCUACGAGCUCUGAAGAACAGACAGAACCUCUUCCAGGAGGAGGGGAUGAUCACCCUGGUGUUGGAGUGUAUCGAUCGUCUGCAUGUGUACAGCAGCGCGGCUCAUUUUGCUGAGGUCGUGGGAAGAGAGGCAGCAGAAGCCUGGAGCUCCAUCCUCAACUCCCUAUAUCAGCUUCUGGCUGCCCUUAUCAGAGGAAACAGGAAAAACUGUGCCCAGUUCUCCGGUUCCUUAGACUGGCUAAUAAGUAGAUUGGAGCAGCUGGAGGCAUCUUCAGGAAUAUUGGAGGUUCUUCACUGUGUGCUGGUGGAAAGUCCCGAGGCUCUAAACAUAAUCAAAGAGGGCCACAUAAAAUCCAUCAUAUCUCUCCUUGAUAAGCAUGGACGUAACCACAAGGUUCUAGAUGUGUUGUGCUCACUGUGUGUGUGUCAUGGCGUGGCAGUGCGCUCCAACCAACACCUGAUCUGCGACAACCUGCUGCCCGGAAGAGAUCUGUUGUUGCAAACUCGCCUGAUUAACCACGUGGGCAGCAUGCGCCCCAACAUCUUCCUGGGAGUGAGCGACGGCUCUGCCCAGUACAAGAAGUGGUACUAUGAGCUCACGGUGGACCAGGCUGUGCCCUUCGUCACAGCAGAGGCCACGCACCUGAGGGUGGGCUGGGCCAACACCAGUGGGUACGCGCCCUCCCCCAGCGGAGGGGAGGGCUGGGGGGGCAACGGGGUUGGUGAUGACCUCUACUCGUACGGCUUUGAUGGCCUUCAUCUUUGGUCAGGCUGCAUUGCACGGACCGUUAGCUCGCCCAAUCAACACCUUCUGCAAUCAGAGGAUGUGGUGAGCUGCUGCCUGGACCUCAGUGUUCCCAGUAUCUCCUUCAGGAUCAACGGCCAGCCGGUUCAGGGCAUGUUUGAGAACUUCAACACUGAGGGCCUUUUUUUCCCUGUGGUCAGCUUCUCUGCAGGGAUCAAGGUGCGUUUUCUCCUUGGUGGUCGUCAUGGGGAAUUCAAAUUCCUCCCUCCUUCCGGCUAUGCUCCUUGCUAUGAGGCCGUUUUGCCAAGAGAAAAACUUAAACUGGAGGCUAGUCAGGAUGAGACGGCAAACAUCGACCUGCUUGGUCCCACUGUCACCAUGAGCCAGGCAGCAUUCACACCCACACCUGUGGACACCAGCCAGAUUGUUCUGCCCUCUCACUUGGAGCGAAUUAGGGAGAAACUGGCUGAAAACAUUCAUGAAUUGUGGGUGAUGAACAAGAUAGAACUGGGCUGGACAUAUGGAGCUGUACGUGAUGAUAGCAAACGGCAGCACCCCUGUUUGGUGGAGUUUUCCAAGCUUCCUGAACAAGAACGAAGCUACAACCUACAGAUGUCCCUGGAGACUCUAAAGACUCUUCUUGCCUUGGGUUGCCAUGUAGGACUAGCAGUUGAACACGCUGUGGAGAAAGUGAAGAGCAUAAAACUGUCACCAAUAUAUCAGCUUUCCAGUGGUUACAAACCUGCUCCUCUGGAUCUAAGUCACAUCAAACUGACACCUACCCAGGAGGCUAUGGUGGACAAACUAGCUGAAAACGCACACAAUGUUUGGGCAAGAGAUCGCAUCCGCCAGGGCUGGACAUAUGGAAUCCAGCAGGAUGUGAAGAACCGCAGAAACCCUCGUCUGGUUCCCUACAUUCUGCUGGAUGAGAGAACUAAGAAGUCCAACAAGGAUAGUCUUAGAGAGGCUGUCCGGACUCUGCUGGGAUAUGGAUAUAACCUGGAAGCUCCUGAUCAGGACAAUGCAGCUCAGUCUGAUGUGAGCAAUGUCUCUGCUGAGAGGUUCCGCAUUUUCAGAGCAGAGAAGACCUACUCCGUUAAAAGUGGGAAGUGGUACUUUGAGCUGGAGGUACUCACAGCAGGGGAAAUAAGAGUAGGCUGGGCGAGGCCGGGGUGUCUGCCGGACCAAAAGCUGGGAUCUGACGAUCAGGCCUUUAUCUUUGAUGGCUUUAAGGUGCAGCGCUGGCACCAGGGGAAUGAGCACUUUGGGCGGGCCUGGCAGACGGGGGACGUGGUGGGCUGCAUGGUGGACCUCAACGAGCACACCAUGAUGUUCACCCUCAACGGAGAAGUGCUGCUGGACGAUUCCGGAUCUGAGCUGGCCUUCAAAGAUUUUGACACAUGUGAAGGUUUUAUCCCAGUGUGCAGUCUAGGGGUUUCUCAGGUAGGGAGGAUGAAUUUCGGGAAAGAUGUCAGCACUCUGAAGUACUUCACCAUCUGCGGGCUGCAGGAAGGCUAUGAACCAUUUGCUGUCAACAUGAAUCGCAAUGUCACCAUGUGGCUUAGCAAGAGGCUGCCCCAGUUUGUACCGGUGCCCUGCAGCCACCAACACAUCAAGGUGACCAGGAUAGAUGGGACAAUGGAGUCGUUCCCGUGCCUGAAAGUCACCCAGAGAUCAUUCGGCUCGCAGAACAGUUACACUGACAUUAUCUUCUACAGACUGAGCAUGCCCGUAGAGUGUGCUGAGUCCAGAACCCCCAAUGACGGUCUCUUCUCACCAAAAAGGGAACUGGAGGACUUUGAAACGGUGUCAGACUUUGAAGUCCUGAAGUCAUCUCAUGGGCAUUUUUCCAGUGGACCCGGAAGAGAUGAAUUCAACAACCACAAAGACUGUAAUCAGGAGAAGCCAUCUAAGCUAAAACAGCGAUUCACUUUGAAGAGAAACAAGCCGGAGAGCAGUUCUUCCUCAUCUGCUCAACACUCAGAAGAAGUUGUUUCUGACGACAGGGAUGGUUAUGAGUUCAUCAUGCAGGCAUCCACUUACUAUUAUUCCGCCCGGAUUUUCCCCGGUCAGGAGCCCAGCAGUGUUUGGGUUGGCUGGGUGACCUCGGACUUCCAUCAGUUUGACCCCGGCUUUGAGCUCCACAAAGUCAGAACGGUGACUGUCACACUGGGAGAUGAAAAAGGAAAAGUUCAUGAGAGUAUAAAGCGCAGUAACUGUUACAUGGUGUGGGCUGGGGAGAGCAGCAGCCCUGGUCAGAGGAGGAACAACAACGGCUUAGAGAUCGGUUGUUUGUUUGACACAGCCAAUGGUCUACUGACCUUCACGGCCAAUGGCAAAGAACUCAGCACUUACUAUCAGGUGGAGCCCAGCACGAAGCUCUUCCCUGCUGUGUUUGCCAAGGCCACCAGUCCAAAUGUCUUCCAGUUCGAACUUGGACGGAUAAAGAAUGCAAUGCCUCUGUCAGCUGGUCUGUUCAAGAGUGAGAGAAAGAACCUACAGCCACAGUGUCCUCCCCGCCUUCAUGUCCAGUUUCUGACCCCUGUGCUGUGGAGUCGUGUUCCCAAUGAUUUCCUCAAGGUUACAGCAUCCAGAGUGAACGACAGACAUGGCUGGCUGGUUCAGUGUAACGAAGCUCGUCAGUUCAUGUCGCUGCACAUUCCUGAAGAAAACAGGGCAAUUGAUAUCCUGGAGCUAUCAGAGCAGAAGGACCUAUUAAAGUUUCACUACCAUACUCUUAGAUUGUACUCUGCAAUCUGUGCCCUGGGAAACAACCGAGUGGCUCAUGCUCUGUGCUCCCACGUUGAUGAGGCCCAGCUCCUGGAGGCCAUAGAGAAUAAGUAUAUGCCAGGUCUGCUCCGUGCAGGCUACUACGACAUCCUGGUGGACAUCCACCUGAACAGCUACGCCACCGCUCGGCUGAUGAUGAACAACGAAUACAUUGUUCCCAUGACCGACGAAACCAAAAGCAUCACCCUGUUUCCAGACGACGAGAAGAAACACGGUUUGCCCGGGAUUGGACUCAGCACUUCCCUGAGACCCAGAAUGCAUUUCUCAUCUCCGAGCUUUGUGAGGCUGCCGGGCUCGUUGUGUCAGAAUAAUGACAGCAGUGACUCAGAGAACUGUUUCCAGUACAGCCCUGAAUUCCCCUUAGACAUACUAAAAGUCAAAACCAUUGAGAUGCUGACGGAAGCGGUGCAGGAGGGGAGCAUGCACGUCCGGGACCCCGUGGGAGGCAGCACGGAGUUCCUCUUUGUUCCUCUCAUCAAGCUCUUCUACACCAUGCUUAUCAUGGGAGUUUUCCAAAACGGAGAUCUGAAAAACAUCCUUCGACUGAUCGAGCCCCAUGUGUUCUCUGAACCAAGAGAAGGAAAAGAGGAGAUUCACACGGACCCUGAGGUGGGGAAGAGAGUGGAGACGCUUGGAGGAGGACAGGAUGGAGGGAAGAUGAUGCCAAAGGAGGGACUGUUACAGAUGAAGCUACCAGAGCCCGUCAAACUCCAGAUGUGCCACGUGCUGCAGUACCUGUGCGACUGCCAGGUGCGACAUCGUAUUGAGGCAGUUGUGGCCUUUUCUGAUGACUUUGUUGCUCUCCUCCAAGACAACCAGCGGUUUCGCUACAACGAGGUGAUGCUGGCGCUCAACAUGUCAGCAGCCCUCACAGCCAAGAAAACCAAAGAGUUCAGAUCUCCUCCUCAGGAACAGAUCAACAUGCUGCUGAACUUUAAGGAUGAGAAGCAGGAGUGUCCCUGUCCUGAAAACAUCCGGGAGCAGCUUCUGGAUUUCCAUGAAGAUCUAAUGAGACAUUGUGAGUUGGAUGAGGAGAGAGGAAUAGACGGGGACAGCGACUUCACCAUACGAGGGCGUCUCAUGUCACUGGUGGAGAAAGUGUCUUAUCUGAAGAAAAAGAUGGGCAGUCUGCCUAAGGAGAAAAAAGACAAGAGGCCCAGCACACUACAGCAGCUCAUCUCAGACACCAUGGUGCGCUGGGCUCAGGAGUCUGUUAUAGAGGAUCCAGAACUGGUCAGGGCCAUGUUUGUCCUGCUCCACCGCCAAUACGAUGGGAUUGGAGGACAGGUGCGAGCUCUUCCUAAGACCUACACAAUAAAUUCCGUAUCGAUCGAGGACACUAUAAACCUGCUGGCAGCUCUGGGUCAGAUCAGGUCUCUGCUGAGUGUCCGCAUGGGGAGGGAAGAGGAGAAGCUGAUGAUCAGAGGGCUCAGUGACAUAAUGAACAACAAGGUCUUCUACCAGCAUCCUAACCUGAUGAGAGCUCUAGGGAUGCAUGAGACGGUCAUGGAGGUGAUGGUUAAUGUUCUCAGUGGAGGAGACUCCAAGGAAAUCACCUUUCCCAAAAUGGUCGCCAACUGCUGUCGUUUUCUGUGCUACUUCUGUCGAAUCAGCCGGCAGAACCAGAAGGCCAUGUUUGACCAUCUGAGCUACCUGUUAGAGAACAGCAGUGUUGGCCUUGCGUCUCCGUCCAUGCGAGGCUCCACUCCUCUAGAUGUGGCCGCUGCCUCAGUGAUGGAUAAUAACGAACUGGCCCUUGCUCUGAGAGAGCCGGACCUGGAGAAGGUGGUCCAGUAUCUGGCCGGCUGUGGGCUGCAGAGCUGUGUGAUGCUGCUGCACAAAGGAUACCCAGACAUAGGCUGGAACCCUGUGGAAGGGGAGAGAUACCUGGACUUCUUGCGCUUUGCUGUGUUCUGCAAUGGGGAGAGUGUGGAGGAGAAUGCCAACGUAGUGGUGAGGCUUCUGAUCCGCAGACCUGAGUGCUUUGGCCCCGCGCUCCGAGGUGAGGGUGGUGACGGGCUGCUGGCAGCCAUAGGGGACGCCAUUAAGAUAUCCCAAGAUGCUUCCAGAGAUGGUCCAUCCCCCAAAUCUGAGAGCAGCAAAUCAAUCACCGACGUGCUGGAAGAAGAGGAGGAUGAAACCAUCCACAUGGGAAACGCCAUCAUGACCUUCUACUCGGCGCUCAUUGACCUGCUGGGCCGCUGUGCUCCAGAGAUGCAUCUCAUCCACGCCGGCAAAGGUGAAGCAAUCCGGAUCAGGGCCAUUUUGAGGUCUCUAAUUCCCAUAGAAGACCUGGUUGGAGUCAUCAGCAUUCCCUUCUCCAUGCCAAACCUGACCAAAGAUGGUUUGGUUGUGGAGCCCGACAUGUCAGCAGGAUUUUGUCCGGACCACAAAGCCGCCAUGGUGUUGUUCCUAGAUCGUGUCUAUGGUAUAGAAGACCAGAAUUUUCUUCUACACCUCCUUGAGGUUGGAUUCUUACCAGAUCUAAGAGCUGCUGCCUCCCUAGACACUGUUGCUCUCAGUGCCACCGACAUGGCACUUGCCCUCAACAGGUACUUGUGCACAGCAGUGCUGCCCCUCCUCACCAAAUGUGCUCCUCUGUUUGCGGGGGCCGAGCAGUUUGCCUCAUUAAUCGACUCCCUCCUUCACACGGUUUACCGCCUGUCCAAAGGCUGCUGCCUGACCAAAGCUCAGAGGGACGCCAUAGAGGAGUGCCUGGUCACGGUUUGUGGCACACUGAGACCUUCGAUGAUGCAGCACCUGCUCCGGAGGCUGGUGUUUGACGUCCCCCUGCUCAGUGAACAUUCCAAAAUGCCUCUAAAGCUGCUGACCAAUCACUAUGAGCGUUGCUGGAAGUAUUACUGCCUUGCUGGAGGCUGGGGUAACUUUGGAGUCACUUCAGAUGAAGAGCUUCACCUCUCCAGGAAACUUUUCUGGGGAAUAUUUGAUGCUCUGUCAUGCAAGAAGUACGACCAGGAGCUGUUCAAGCUAGCACUGCCGUGUCUCAGUGCUGUGGCCGGAGCCCUUCCCCCAGACUACAUGGAAUCAAACUACAUGUCUAUGUUGGAGAAACACUCUUCUAUGGAUUCAGAGGGAAACUUCAUUCCUCAGCCUGCAGACACCACAAAUGUGAAUGUCCCUGAAAAGCUGGACUAUUUCAUAACCAGAUACGCAGAGCUCAAUCAUGAGAGAUGGUGUAUAGAAAAGUUUUCUAAUGGCUGGUCCUGUGGGGAACCUCUGUGUGAGACCAGGAAGAUGCAUCCUCUACUGAAACCAUUCAAAAGCCUUCCUGAAAAGGAUAAGGAGGCAUACUGCCUCCCGGUUAGGGAGUCUUUGAAGACCAUGCUGUCAUGGGGCUGGAGAAUUGAUAGGAACAGAGAAGGAGACCAGGCCAGUCUCCACAACAAAUCCAGACGGAUAUCCCAGACCAGCCAGGUAUCAUUUGAAGGAGCUCCAGCUUUCUGUCCAAGACCAAUAGAUGUGAGCAACGUCACGCUGUCCAGAGACAUGCAGUCUAUGGCAGAGCUGCUGGCAGAGAAUUACCAUAAUAUCUGGGCCAGGAAGAAGAAAAUGGAGCUUGAGGCCAAAGGUGGGGGGAGCCAUCCCCUGUUGGUUCCUUAUGAUACACUGACUGCGAAAGAAAAGUUGAAAGACAGAGAAAAAGCACAAGACAUCCUUAAAUUCCUCCAGAUCAAUGGCUACAAUGUGUCCAGAGGUAUGAAGUCGCAGGAUCUGGACACUCCAGCUAUUGAGAAGCGCUUUGCGUACACCUUCCUCUACAAGCUCAUCACAUAUGUGGACCAGGCUCACCAACACAUGAUGGAGUUCGAUGAGGGAACCAGGCCAAAAGGGGAGAAGAUUCCUCAUGAACAGCAGAUUAAGUUCUUUGCAAAGGUGGUUUUGCCCUUGGUGGAUCAGUACUUUAAAAACCACCGGCUGUACUUCCUGUCCACAGCCAUACAUCCAAUCAGCAGUGGGGGCCACGCCUCCAACAAGGAGAAAGAGAUGGUCAGCAGUCUUUUCUGCAAAUUGGGAGUUCUUGUCAGGCAUAGGAUUUCCCUUUUUGGAAACAACGCCACAUCCAUCGUCAACUGUCUGCAGAUCCUGGGACAAAGCCUAGAUGCCAGGACGGUGAUGAAAACUGGCCUGGAGCCGGUGAAGGCAGCUUUGCGCUCAUACUUCGACAAUGUGGCGGAGGACUUGGAAAUGACUCAGGAAAACCUGAAGCUGGGCCAGUUCACCCACAGCAGGGAGCAGCCCCGAGGCGUCACCCAGAUCAUCAACUACACCACCUUCGCCCUGCUGCCCGUGCUGUCCUCCCUGUUUGAGCACAUCGGCCAGAAUAUGUUUGGAGAAGACCUCCUAUUGGAUGAUGUCCAGGUCUCCUGCUACAAAAUUCUGAAUAUCCUAUACUUUCUGGGAACCAACAAAAGCAUCUAUGUGGAGAGACAGCGGCCAGCCAUCGGAAAGUGUUUAGCUGCUUUUUCAGCAGCGUUUCCUGUAGCAUUCCUCGAGCCUCACAUCAACAAGUUUAACAGCAUUUCCAUCUACAACAGCAAAGGAAGUCAAGACAGGGCAGCUUUAGGUCUUCCUGGGCCAGUUGGAGACGUUUGUCCUUUGGUUCCAAACUUGGACAAAUUCCUGGAGGAGAUCAUGGAGCUGGCCGAGUCCGGCACCAGAUACACCCAAAUGCCCCAUGUUGUGGAGGUAGUGUUGCCCAUGCUGUGCAGUUAUAUGUCUCACUGGUGGGAACACGGGCCAGAGAGCAACCCAGACAGAGCCGACAGCUGCUGCACAUCUGUCACCUCCCAGCACAUCAACACUCUGCUGGGAAACAUCCUCAAGAUCAUCUACAACAACCUGGGGAUCGACGAGGGAACCUGGAUGAAGAGAUUGGCUGUCUUCUCUCAGCCAAUCAUCAGCAAAGCCAAGGCUCAACUGCUGAAGACACACUUUCUUCCUUUGAUGGAAAAACUAAAAAAAAAAGCAGCAGUGGUGCUGAUGGAUGAAGAACACAGCAAAGUUGAGGGGAGAGGGGAGAUGUCAGAGACAGAGCUUCUCAUCAUGGACCAGUUCACCAUACUGGUCAGAGACCUGUAUGCCUUCUACCCUCUGCUCAUUCGAUUUGUGGACUACAACAGAGCGAGGUGGUUGAAAGAGUCGGACCCAGAGGCAGAGGAGCUGUUCAGGAUGGUGGCGGAAAUUUUCAUCUUCUGGGCCAAGUCUCAUAAUUUCAAAAGAGAAGAGCAGAAUUUUGUGGUCCAAAAUGAAAUUAACAACAUGAGCUUCCUUAUCUCUGACACCAAGUGCAAGAUGUCCAAGGGAAUAGCCUCAGACCAGGAGAGGAAGAAGAUUAAGAGGAAAGGAGAUCGAUACUCCAUGCAGACCAGUCUGAUCGUGGCCACUCUGAAGCGCCUGCUGCCUGUAGGCCUCAACAUCUGUGCUCCAGGAGAGCAGGAGCUCAUCGCACUGGCCAAAAGCCGGUUCUCUCAGAAAGACACAGAGGAAGAAGUCCGAGAGAUCCUAAGGAACAAUCUACACUUACAAGGGAAGCUCGAGGAUCCGGCUAUUCGCUGGCAGAUGGCUUUGUACAGAGACCUUCCCAACCACUAUGAAGACACCUCUGAUCCAGAAAGGACUGUGGAGAGAGUCCUGAUCAUUGGCCAUGUCCUCUUCUACCUAGACCAGGUGGAGCAUCCCCAGCGCAGUAAAAAGGCCGUGUGGCACAAGCUGCUGUCCAAACAGAGGAAGCGGGCCGUGGUGGCGUGCUUCAGGAUGGCUCCCCUCUACAACCUACCGAGGCACCGGGCCGUGAACCUGUUCCUGCAGGGCUAUGAGAAGUCCUGGAUUGAGGCAGAGGAGCACUACUUUGAAGACAAACUCAUAGAGGACCUCGCUAAACCGGGCGUACAGGAGCCCUCUGAGGAUGAGGAGGGUGUGAGGCGCAUCGAUCCGCUGCAUCAGCUUAUUCAGCUGUUCAGCAGAACAGCGCUCACAGAAAAAUGUAAACUGGAUGAAGACAAUCUCUACAUGGCCUACGCUGACAUCAUGGCCAGGAGCUGCCAUGAUGAGGAGGAUGAGGAAGGAGAGGUCAAGAGCUUUGAAGAGAAGGAGAUGGAGAAGCAAAAGCUGCUGUACCAGCAGGCGCGGCUGCACGACCGCGGAGCUGCAGAGAUGGUUCUGCAGACAAUCAGCGCCAGUAAGGGAGAGAUGGGUCCUAUGGUUGCUUCAACUCUGAAGCUAGGCAUAGCUAUUCUCAAUGGAGGGAAUUCAACAGUACAGCAGAAAAUGUUGGAUUAUCUUAAGGACAAGAAAGAUGUGGGCUUUUUCCAAAGUCUGGCUGGUCUAAUGCAGUCGUGCAGCGUUCUGGAUUUAAAUGCGUUUGAGAGGCAGAAUAAAGCAGAAGGUCUGGGGGUGGUGACGGAGGAGGGAUCAGUCAUCACUCAUGAGCGUGGUGAGAAGGUCAUGCAGGAUGAUGAGUUCACGUGCGACCUGUUCCGCUUCCUGCAGCUGCUCUGUGAGGGCCACAACUCAGACUUCCAAAACUACCUGAGGACCCAAACAGGGAACAAUACAACUGUAAACAUCAUUAUAUCAACUGUGGAUUACCUACUCAGAGUCCAGGAGUCCAUCAGUGAUUUCUACUGGUAUUAUUCUGGGAAAGACAUUAUUGACGAGCAGGGCCAAAGAAAUUUCUCCAAAGCAAUAAAUGUUGCCAAGCAGGUUUUCAACACACUCACAGAAUACAUCCAGGGCCCCUGCACUGGGAACCAGCAGAGUCUGGCUCACAGCCGGCUGUGGGAUGCAGUGGUUGGUUUCCUGCACGUCUUCGCCCACAUGCAGAUGAAACUGUCUCAGGAUUCCAGUCAGAUUGAGUUACUUAAGGAGCUGAUGGAUCUACAGAAAGACAUGGUGGUCAUGCUGCUAUCUAUGCUGGAAGGUAACGUGGUGAACGGAACCAUCGGGAAGCAAAUGGUCGACAUGCUGGUGGAAUCUUCCAACAACGUGGAGAUGAUCCUCAAGUUCUUUGACAUGUUCCUCAAACUGAAGGAUUUGACUUCCUCAGAUGCGUUCAAGGAGUAUGAUCCAGACGGAAAAGGUGUCAUCUCCAAGAGAGACUUCCUGAAGGCCAUGGAGAGCCACAAGCACUACACCCAGUCUGAGACCGAGUUCCUGCUUUCCUGUGCCGAGACCGAUGAGAAUGAGCUCCUGGAUUAUGAAGAAUUUGUGGAGCGCUUUCAUGAGCCAGCUAAGGACAUUGGCUUCAAUGUUGCGGUUUUGUUGACCAACCUGUCGGAGCACAUGCCUCACGACACGCGGCUGCAGACCUUCCUGGAGCUGGCCGACAGCGUCCUCAACUACUUCCAGCCAUACCUGGGCCGCAUCGAGAUCAUGGGCAGUGCCAAGCGCAUCGAGAGGGUCUACUUUGAGAUCAGCGAGUCCAGCCGGACGCAGUGGGAGAAACCUCAGGUCAAAGAAUCUAAGCGUCAGUUUAUCUUCGACGUGGUGAAUGAAGGUGGGGAGAAGGAGAAGAUGGAGCUGUUUGUGAACUUCUGCGAGGACACCAUAUUUGAAAUGCAGCUGGCGGCUCAGAUGUCGGACGCAGGCGAGCGCUCGUCUGUGAAGGAGGAGAGCGAGCUGGAGAAGCCAGACGAAGACAACCCGGAGACGGGCUUCUUCUCCGUCACCACCGUAUGCAUGGCCUUCCUCUCCCUGCGCUACAACGUCAUGCUUCUGAUAAAGGUGCUAUCCACAAAGAGCUUAAAGAAGCAAGUGAAGAAGAUAAAGAGCAUGACUGUAAAAGACUUGGUGACCACCCUGGUGUCCUUCUACUGGUCAGUGUUGGUGGGCCUCCUACAUGUCGUGUUCAACGUGGCUCGAGGAUUUUCCAGGAUCUUCUACAACACCUUCAUGGGAGGCAGUUUGGUGGAGGGGGCCAAGAAUAUAAAGGUGUCAGAGCUGCUGGCCAACAUGCCUGACCCCACCCAGGAGGAUGUGCGGGACGAAGUGGAGGACAGGGACAAGAGGCUGUCUGAGUGCAGCUCCCUGAAGGAGGACCUGGCUGAUCUGGCCGUCAGCAGCAGUGAGACCGAACUGCUGUCUGACAUCUUUGGUUUGGAUCUGAGACGAGAAGGAGGGCAGUAUAAGAUCACCCCCCAUGAUCCCAAUGCCAGCCUCACAGAGCUCCUCAACUCCCCGCCCAUCCCCUCAGCCCCAGCUUCUGCACCCCAGACUGAGCUCAGACAAAGGCGGCAGUCAAAGAGUUCUGCCACUGAGGAGAAGGAGGCACCACCAGAGGCUGAAUUGGAACCUCAGAAAGCACAUGAAGGUGGACACAUAGUGAAUGAGGAAAAACAGCAGAAGAAUGAAAAGGCUAAAGUAAAAGUGAGAAGACACCUCAGCUCAAAGCCUGAAGAGUCCGAUCCACAGGAAUCUGCCUUUUUAAAGAAAAUCAUUGCCUACCAAAGGAAGUUACUGAGCUACUUUGCCAGAAACUUCUACAACAUGAGGAUGCUGGCGUUGUUUGUUGCCUUUGCAAUCAACUUCAUACUUUUGUUUUAUAAGGUUUCUACCAGUGCGCCGGUUGCUGAGGACAGGGAGGCCGAGUAUUCCAGAGCGGACAGCAGUGUCCAGUGGGAUCCUCUGGCCGGGGACACGGAUGCCCUGAAGGAUGGAGUGGUGGACGAGUCUGGAGAACCUCUGAAGUCUGUCACAGUCUGUUUUGUCCUGGAGGAAAGCACUGGAUACAUGGAGCCCAUGCUGCGCAUCCUGGCCAUUUUGCACACAGUCAUUUCCUUCUUCUGCAUUAUUGGAUACUACUGCCUCAAGGUGCCACUUGUGAUCUUUAAGCGGGAAAAGGAAGUGGCCAGGAAGCUGGAGUUUGAUGGCCUUUACAUUACAGAGCAGCCGUCUGAGGAUGACAUCAAAGGACAGUGGGACAGACUUGUUAUUAACACACAGUCUUUCCCGAACAACUACUGGGAUAAGUUUGUGAAGAGAAAGGUGAUGGAUAAGUACGGGGAGUUCUACGGCCACGACCGCAUCAGUGAGCUGCUGGGACUGGACAAAGCGGCUCUGGACUUCAGCGACGCGCACAAAAAAAGAAAACCCCGAAGAGACAGCUCCCUGGCAGCCGUACUGAACUCCAUCGAUGUCAAGUACCAGAUCUGGAAGCUCGGGGUUGUGUUCACAGACAAUUCCUUCCUGUACCUGGCAUGGUACAUGACCAUGUCCAUUCUGGGUCACUACAACAACUUCUUCUUUGCUGCCCAUCUGCUGGACAUCGCCAUGGGCUUCAAGACCUUACGCACCAUCCUUUCUUCAGUCACACAUAAUGGCAAACAGCUGGUGCUGACUGUUGGGCUGUUAGCAGUGGUGGUGUACCUCUACACGGUUGUUGCCUUCAAUUUCUUCAGAAAGUUCUACAACAAGAGUGAAGAUGGGGAACUGCCAGACAUGAAGUGUGAUGACAUGCUCACAUGCUACAUGUUCCACAUGUAUGUGGGUGUGAGGGCAGGCGGGGGGAUCGGGGACCAGAUUGAGGACCCAGCAGGAGACGAGUACGAAAUCUACCGCAUCAUCUUUGACAUCACCUUCUUCUUCUUCGUCAUUGUGAUCCUCCUGGCCAUCAUCCAGGGGUUGAUCAUCGAUGCCUUUGGAGAGCUGAGGGACCAACAGGAGCAGGUGAAAGAAGACAUGGAGACCAAAUGUUUUAUCUGUGGAAUAGGAAACGACUACUUUGACACAGUGCCGCACGGCUUUGAAACGCACACACUACAGGAGCACAACUUGGCCAAUUACCUAUUCUUUUUGAUGUAUCUUAUCAACAAAGAUGAAACAGAGCACACAGGUCAGGAGUCGUACGUGUGGAAGAUGUACCAGGAGCGCUGCUGGGAGUUCUUCCCUGCUGGGGACUGUUUCAGGAAACAGUACGAGGACCAGCUCAACUGACCCCCCCGCCCGCAGCAAAACACCCUCCCAGUAACAGGGGAACCUCCUCAUUGACUUCUGCUGCCGUCUGCCACCCGCCUGCCUCUGGAGAAGCUUUGGCACAGCCGCCCAGGAGCUGCCAUCCAGGUUUUACACCCGGCUCCCCUCCAGAACCCAGGGGGGGGGCGGGGCGUCCAGCUUCUGCUGCAGGCCACCCAUUCUCACCCACAGUCCACUCCAGCACACUUUAUAUGGAAUGCUUCAAGACUCUGUACAUAGGAAAUAUCAGAUUAUAUGCUGUUUAAUAUAUUACUGGUGGCAUGUUUAACUUGGCUCUACAUACACCGUAACAUGCAAAAAAUCCAAAGGAGGAGAAGGAAAAUCAAAGGAACUGAUUCCUCCUGAACUUGAACAUUAAGGACUACGAUGGAUACAUAAAGGGCAUAAAGUAGUACAACGAUGUUCACCACUGUCAUGUCCACACACACUGCAUGUAGGAACAGUGGACGCGGAUAAAGAGGAAACGGGUUGAUUCCUACGACUGAAACACAGCAGCUCUGCAGGACGUUUGCUAUUUGAGAGGCUGACCGGUUGAGAUGAUGACCGCAUCAGGAUGUCGUGUGUCGAUGAGAUAGAUGCCACAUACCACCCCCAGUGCUACCCCCAGAGUUAAUGACAAUGGAAAAACGAGCUUCUCUCUUAGGAGGGAUAACAGUCAUAGGCCUCCAUCGGCCUCAAAACCCACAGAAAUAAACAUGUCCCCAAAACCAAGUGACACCAUCCAGUGAUUACCAGAGGACAUUAGAUCUAAACCAUGUGCUCAGCUACUAAUCAGACUGCCCCGAGCAUUUUUAUUCGUCACUUUAAAACUACUAGCUGAUUUAAAUAUUUGAGAUCUAUACCAAAGCAAAGGUAUGGCCAGUUUCACGUUUCCGGGUCAGGGUUUGACUCAGCUCUAAUAUUCAGAUCCACUGCUUGGAAUGGGAGGUCCAGAGAUGGGCACAGGGCUAAAGGG